AUGCGACGGAGCUGCGCAAGCUGUCUGUUGGAGGCGGGAACGGUGCCGCGGGCGCGCGUGUUCGUGAGCGCGCGCUGGCAGCACGCGACGGAGCCGAUUGCGGCGAAGAUGGUGGAGCGGCUGUGCAAAGUGCUGAAUUUUGAAUCCCUCGACCUGCUGUUCAUGAACGAUCCCAAGGUGAAGACGGUGGAUAUCGGCCCGCGAUGGGCGCAAAUGGAGAAAGUCAAGACGAUGGGGCUUGUGCGGAACAUCGGCGUUAUGAACUUUACUCGGGACCAGAUCGUCGAGCUAUUUAUCAAGGCGAAAAUACGCCCGGCAGUGCACCAGCUCGUAUUCAAUCCCUACGCCGACCCGCAAGCGCUUGAGAUCGUGGAGCUGUGCCAGAGCCUCGGCAUGGUUAUCAUGGCGCUCGACCUGCUGCCACCCGCAACCGCCCUCAUGCCCGGCCUCCUCACUGGUCCAUUAACCGAAAUCGCCAAACGAUGUGCCAGCUCAGGCAACAGAAUACCUACGUCUCCGGCCCAGGUGCUGCUCGCAUGGGCGAAGAUCAAGGGCGUCGCCCCGAUGUUAACGAAGAUCGAGGACAAGUGGCCCGCGGACAUGUUCGAGGUCGCGCACGUCGUCCCUGCGUUCAAUGACGGCAAUCGACCUCCGGAUCAUCGACCUCGUCGGGGCGGAGCGCUAUCGACGGGACAAUGCCGGCGCGGCGCGUGA
Molecule: messenger RNA, 714 nt
Organism: Mycena indigotica
Lineage: Eukaryota; Fungi; Basidiomycota; Agaricomycetes; Agaricales; Mycenaceae
Product: Aldo/keto reductase
Exons: 7
Coding region: 1-714 (237 amino acids)
Cellular component (GO): cytosol
Molecular function (GO): aldose reductase (NADPH) activity
Source: RefSeq, a predicted model, not a curated record